UUCGCAUCCAGGAGACCCUCAAUUAUCCAGCGAGAUGAAGCUCUUCUCCAAGAAGGCCGAGGAGCCGCAACUCAGCGCAUCGGAGCAUGCGACCGAGAAGGAGGUCACGCCUUCGAGAGUCGAAGAUGGCCCUGCACAAACCACGAAUACGUCGACCAUCGAUCCCGAGAUGGAGAAGCGAGUGCGCCGGAAGCUGGACAUGAAUCUCAUUCCACUGGUCUCAGCACUCUACUUGCUCGCCUUCCUCGACCGCUCAAACAUAGGCAACGCGCGCAUCGCCGGUAUGGAAACCGACCUGCAUUUCGCACCCGGCAACUACGACUGGCUCCUCACCAUCUUCUACAUCUCCUACAUCUGCUUCGGCUUCCUGGCGAUGAUGUGGAAAGUCGUGCCGCCGCACUACUGGGCCGCGCUCUGCGUCUUCACGUGGGGUCUUGUCUCGACUGUGCAAGCAGCAGCCGACUCGUGGGGCGCGAUGAUGGCGCUGAGGUUCAUUAUGGGUGCUUCCGAGGUCGCAUAUGGGCCGGGUGUGCCGUUUCUGCUGUCGUUCUUUUAUCUGAGGGAUGAGCUGGGGUUGAGGAGUGGAUUGUUCUUGAGCGCUGCGCCGUUGGCGAAUACAUUUGCUGGGGCGCUGGCGUAUGCGAUUACGAGUGGCAGUCCGUCGUUGGCGAAGUGGAGAGUGCUGUUCUUAGUUGAGGGGUUGCCGACUGUGGUGAUGGCAGGUGUUGCGUUCUUCUUCUUGCCAGAUAGUCCUGAGAAGGCGAAGUUUUUGAAUGAGGAAGAGAGGGAGGUUGCGAGAGCCAGAGGGGUCAGACAAGCUGGUGAAGCUACCCGCAUCGGCAGCAUCAACUUCAAGGAGUUUUUCACGGGUCUGGCAGAUCUCAAGGGUUGGAUCUUGGGGCUGAUGUACUUCUCUUGCAAUGUCGCCUUCUCCUCUCUCCCGGUCUUCCUGCCGACAAUUCUGAAAGAGAUGGGCUUCAGCAGCGUCAAUGCCCAGGGGUUGACAGCUCCUCCAUUCUUCCUCUCUUUCCUCACCGUCAUCGUUACAUGCUACAUUGCCGACCGCACACAACAGCGUGGAAUCAUGGUCGCGUCACUCACUGCAAUCGGUGGCAUUGGAUACGUAAUCCUGGCUACAUCGCACUCUGUUGGUGCUAGAUACUUUGGUGUAUUUCUGGCUGCGGCUGGCGUCUUCCCUGCAAUUGGUAACAUUCUACCGUGGGUGACCAACAACCAGGGUUCAGACACUCGAAGAGGAGCCGGAAUCGUGCUCCUGAAUCUGAUCGGGCAAUGCGGUCCUCUGCUGGGUACGCGAAUGUACCCCACAAGCGAAGGGCCGUACUAUGUCAAGGGACAGUCUGUGUGUGCGGCGUUCUUGUUCUUCUGCUGCUUUCUGGCGCUCACGUUGAGGACGUUGCUCGUCUGGGAGAAUAAGAAGCUUGACCAGAAAUAUGGAACUGUUGCUCAGCAGAGAUUAACCAUGCAGGAGGCGGCUGCGAGAGGCGAGGGUAAGGAUGAGGAGGUCGCUGUGGAGAAUUAUGGCCCGCUAUUCAGAUACGUACUGUAG
Messenger RNA from Macroventuria anomochaeta, 1567 nucleotides. Its product is annotated as MFS general substrate transporter. Gene Ontology annotation, biological process: transmembrane transport. The record is from RefSeq and is a predicted model, not a curated record. The coding region runs from base 35 to 1567 and encodes 510 amino acids. Gene Ontology annotation, molecular function: transmembrane transporter activity. The transcript has 3 exons. Gene Ontology annotation, cellular component: membrane. Lineage: Eukaryota; Fungi; Ascomycota; Dothideomycetes; Pleosporales; Didymellaceae.